Messenger RNA from Nylanderia fulva, 4914 nucleotides. RefSeq lists its product as uncharacterized. Lineage: Eukaryota; Metazoa; Arthropoda; Insecta; Hymenoptera; Formicidae. The record is from RefSeq and is a predicted model, not a curated record.
GUCCGUUCAUCGUCAUCGUGCGUUAGUCACGUAAAGCGCGCGGCGGCGCGUGGGUGCUCGCGCAAAGAAGCUUUACGCGAGGAGAGCGAGCGAGCUGAGCGAAGCAUGGGUGGGGUCCAGAGAACGAAUCGCUGUCUCGCCUCUCUCCUCGCGUCUCCUCGCAAGUCCGAUACGAGCAGCAGCAGUCGUCGUCGUCGUCCUCCUCGUCCAGACCGUCGUGCCUUUUACGCGUGGCGGCGCGUUUCACACGACGUUCGACAAGCGAUGGUCGUCCCGUCUCCUGCCGAGCGUCGACUAUAUACCUCAUCCGUGGCGGACCUGUGCGAGAAGGAUGGCUGUUUCGAGGUCACUCGGGCCUCCUUCUCGCCGGCGUUGAGAGAGCUGGCGAAUCAGUGAAACUGGAGCAGCGAGAGACGUCGCGCCGAGGCGGACCUGGACGAGAUUGUGCGCGCGACAAAAUCGAGCUGUCAAGACCGUCCGCGAGGGAGGGAGAGACAGAAAGAGAGAGAGAGAGAGAGAGAGAGAGAGAGAAGUUGGUGUGCGGUUGCAUCGCUGUCGUGUUUAUCGGCGAGCUGGGGCGACGUCGACUCUGACCUCACUUAUCGUGCUGCAUUCGCAGCUGCAACGUCGUCGAGGCUUCAAUGAUAGAGAUUCGCGGUGACUCAUCAUUCGCGACUUGGACCCUGGGUAGAGGAAGGAGAGUCUCGACGUGGAUUUCGACAUCGUGGAGGUUAGUGCACAGCAAGGUAUUUUAACGUCAAGGAGACUUGCUAAUAUUUGUAAUGGAGAAAAAGGGGCUGCGCAAGAAGGACAUAUUGAGAAUGGAUGGUCUUCUGCCUCCUACUCGACGUCUGCCAGUUUGUGAUGCAGUAUCUAGUGCAUCGGACAAGAAAAAGGAAAAGAAAUGGUCCAUAGGUGGUAUCCUGCGUAGAAUAUCCUCAAUAAAAGAUUACGACAGUUCCUCUAAUGACGAAGAGAUUGUGUAUUGCAACAGAAAGCCUAGAAAACCCACCAAGCUCAAGAGGCAACCCGAUGAUGUUGUUCUUCAUACGUUAGAAAAUCAUUUAAAGCAGAAGAUGACAGUUGACAGCAACGUCCGUCAUUCGGCAGAGUCUCAUCGAGAUUCGCUGCAUUCGCGUAGCAGUGACGGUUCGUUAGACGGUCUAGGCAAGAAGACUCGGAGGAACAAAUUGAAAGCUCGUGCCGAAGCGAAGAGGGAUCAUCUGUGCGUCGAGAGCAGUUCCGACGAGGACAGUCGAAGGUCGAACAAUUCGUUGAACAAAAUUCAUGGCGUGGACGGCGCGCAAAACGGCCAGAGAAACAGUAUAUGCAGUAGGAGAACGCGCGCUGCUCGAACGGAGCGUUACAUCAAGCGCUUAUCUCGCGACGAGGGCAACAACGGCACUUCUGAUACUUCGAACGACCUGUAUAGCAAAAGGUGUUCCUCGGAAUAUGCCGAAGACAAGCAGCGUGCGGCUUACGUCGACGCGAACGGAUUGUGUCGGCCGCCCAUACAUCCUCGCCGAUUCGCCGGGAUGUAUCCAAAUUCGAAUCGAACGCUUCAGUCGGUUCAGAGAUCCUCCGCGGAGAGUCUGCGAGACGCGAAUCAUGCGGGUCUACCGAGUCCGGAGGAAAUUUUCGUCGGCGAUUAUAGGAGAUAUUCCACCGGACAAUACGUCACGGACUUGAAUCAGAAUAACGCUUAUGGGAAGAUUUCGCGGCAUACCAGCGGGGAAGCUGGAAACUUCUUCACGUAUCCCGCGAAGAACGCGUGCCAUUAUUCGGAACCGUUCGAUCCUUACGUCAUCGAUCCUCGAUCGAUCGAUCCGGAUAGUCAUCAGCCACCCGUGCCACCGCCGAGAGAUCCCCGAUAUCGCAUAUUUGGUUACGGAUACAGUUCCUAUCCGACGAACAGACAUCAUAAUGUGCCAAAUUCCUUUAAGCAAGAGGACAAGACUAAUGUAAUCGCGAGGGAGAUAUCGAGGCCUGAUUGGAGGAACUUUGGAUCGAACAACGAGCUCGUGCAGCGCGAUAAAGUGGAGCGUGAGAUGGAAAAUCCCAGAAAUUCUCAAACAGAACUUCGCAAUUCGCUCGAAUGUAUAAACAAUAAAUAUAAUUGCGGUCGUCAUCGCGCGGACGAGUCGAUUUACGAGGAAAGCGAAGCGAUGAGAUGUCGACGGAGAAACACUCGGAACGAUCAGCUCAAUUGCAACGACGCGAAUUACGGCGCGUUGUACAAGGCCAAGAAUAAAUCAGCGAACAUCUGCGAAUCGAAUAAACACGAAACGAUUUCAUCGCACGUGUCUGCCGCGUCAUCCGGAAGAUCUCUUUACGAGCAGCGUAUUUCACGUUCCAUUACACCGCCUAACGUCGAUAAUCGCGCUGAAAAGAGCCAGAGAACAGAAGACAACAGAGGGACGACGCCGAACGAGGAGGAGCUGGAGAACAAGCGAAGGAGCUCGAGAAACCUCGAGGAAGCUCUGUCCGAGCUGGAAGCGAUAUACAACAGCCUUCGUCUCGGCGACGAGGAUCUGCUGGAUCGCGCGGAACGUCGCAGCAUGGAGGAGUUCAGUCUCAAGCAAGGUAAAAGCGACGCGGUGAUCGCGAUCGCUCCGGAUUCACCGGACAGGACGAAGGACGAUAUGGCCUAUCGAAGGAUGCAUCCCAAGGAGAGACCCACGUCGCUGUCGGACAUCGCCGGACAAUCGACAUUAUCCAACAUCAGCUACCUCGUCGCCUCGCCGGUUCUCUCGCGACGAGAUUCUGCGGACGAUCUCGUGCGUUUACCGUCGAUCUAUCCGUCCCGUCGAGACGAGCCGGACGUCACGCGGGACGACGUGGUCUUUCGCAGUAUAAAUCACGCCAACAACACUCUCCGAGUAAUCGAUCCGCAACCGCCGUUCGGUAUACCACUCGGACCGGUUACCGCAGCCACCGAGAGCGAUUACCUGCACACGACGCCGACGAAACCGGAACAGCCGCGUUCGCCGUACAUACCGCAAUGCGAGCCCGACGUGGUCACGGAUGACUUGGCUUACAGGGCCUUGAGAAAGGACGUCGCGCCAGCGACGUCGCGGAACAUCGUUGCGGAGAACAGCCUGGACGUCGCGAAGGAGCAGCAGCGACCUGGCAUCCGGAAGAAACGCGCCGUCAGAUCUCUGUCGGCCAAUCUUUACGGUCUGAUCAACCACGAUCGCAUUCAUUUGCGACGCGAGCCCAGCCUCGACGCCAUCAAGGACGAGCCAUCAAGGAUGCAGCAGAACGUUGCGGCGAACAACUUGGCCGCGACGUACGAGCGACCGGAAUAUCUCAGACGGGUCGUGAGUGACGGCGAGUUAUCGGAUAACGACGCGGUGCGAAGGCGAGAGGAACCGAUUACCACAGACGAGACCGAUAUCAACGGCAAUCAUCCGGCGGUGGGCGCGUAUCGGAAGAAGCUUUGCGACUACGUGUCGCAGGCGAGUCCGAAGAAGGAGAAGGGGCCAAAUAUCGCGGACGCCAUGCUGUCUUCGAAGACCAUUUUGGACGAUAAGUUUUGGCACGAUUACUUACGCUCGGAUUCCAACGCCCCGAUGCCCGAGAACAGUCCCGGCAGCACGGAAACAGUCUUCACCGCGUACAGUCGCCUCUGCCAAGAUCUAGUUAAUUUGAUAAAAGACGAGGACGGUGAUGUGACGUUGCCGAACGAUUCUACCGUCUCGCCGGCGUUCGAUAAGUCGAAGGUCGACGACUUCGGGAUCGACGAACCCUCCACGAGCAUCCCUACACGUACUGUAAGUAGCCAUUACUCGGGGCGUGCCAACGACGAGCAGAGUCCGACCGCGUUCUCGAGUUCUCUUACAAAUUCCUCGAGGCCAACAUCGGAAUCUACGCCAGCGACCAGCAACCUUGAUUUCUAUCUUUGCGCGGUGGACGAGAAUGUCGGGCUAAUUGCGGCGGAGGCUCUCGACAGUUCGACCGACCGCCUACGCGACAGUCGUCUGUCUCCUCGCGAGAAUUCGUGGACGUCACGUGGCUCCGAGGUCGAGUAUCAGAGCGGCAGCACGCGCAGCUCGGCUCUGUACAGCCAAGACGAGCCGAGCGACGAUCGGCUCGUCCUGUCUACCUCGAAGACCACUACUCGCGCACCUUCAAAACCCAAUUCAUCGACGAGCGACGACGGAGGAGAGGACCAAAGCAGCUGCCCUUUCGACAGCGUUUCCACUGCCGACGCGGAAUUCUCCAAGGCCGUCCGCGACCUGGAACUGGCCGCGGCCAGCUUGUGCGAGCAUGGACGGGAGAUCGAGGACCUGGGGAAGGCGAGGAGACGCGGGAAGAAGAUCAGAGCGCGGGAUGACGAGGACGGUUCGAUUCGUAAAAUUAGCCCCAGCCCUGAUGUCCUGAGGCAGGAGAGGGAACGCGAUCAGGAGGAGAUCACCGUGGUCCCGGCCAGCGGGAUCGAGACGACGCGUAGCGAAGCGCGAGCAGGUGACGACGAAGGUGAGCGCACAUCGUGCGAGCUUGAUGAUGAUAAUGAUGAUGAUGAUGUUCGCGCGGGAACAUCUCGACGCACGAACCCCGAAGACGCGAGUGUCACUAACAUCACAACUGUCACGGUAACGACGUACUCCAUGCUCCUGCUCGCUUGUCUCCUUGCAUUGCUUUUAGCGAUCGUAGCAGCAUCGUGAAGGCGCUACACGGGGUAUACAUAUAUCGUGUACGCCGGGUAUAAAGUCAUGCUAUAUAUAAAUCAUUGUGUGUGUGUGUGUGUUAAGAUCUGUGUGAUGCGUUGGACGCGAGCGCGUCGAUUGACGAUAUUGUCUAUUAAUCUUGUGUUUAUCAAGCAAAUGUCCUUACUAAUGUCGCAGGUCGCCAAGGCGCUCGCACGCUCGCAAUGAUCCCCGAUCGCAUUUCAAAUGUCACGUGCUCGCUCGA